AUGGCCCCACCGAAACCCGCGAUCGAGCAUACCGUCGAUAGGACCGCCGAAUAUGAGAAGUUCAUCGAGGAUCUGCGCGCCUUCCAUGAGAAGCGCGGUACCCAUUUCGAUCCAGAGCCCAAGAUGGGAAAUAUCACGGUUGACCUCCUCAAGCUGUUUAAAUACAUCGUCGAGCACGGAGGCUAUGACAAGGUGUCCGACGAGAAACUCAUGUGGCGUAAGAUGUGCGAGGGUUUGGGCUUGAUGCGACACAACGCACCUGCAGACGCGUAUACGUUGAAGCAAAUAUUUUACAAGAACCUCGCUGCGUAUGAGAUCAAGACGAUACAUAACAAGGAGCCACCCCCACCCGAGAUUCUAGAGCAUACAACUGCGAAAGGCGGCUCCCUCCUGACGAGGACAGUGGAAACUUUCCAGCCCAAACAGGCCAAGGCGGCGGAUAGGGAAGAGUCGACCGAAGAUGGGACGCCGAGCAGAGAACGCCGAGCCGAAGAUACACCCAACUCCGGGCGAGCCUCGCGCGGUCUGAGAGAGGCGCCAACCCCGAGAGUAAUAUUUCACCCGGAUACUAACCCAUCUCGGACGGUUCGCCAUGCUUCUGGUCAGCAUUCCACUUCAUCAACCUCCAACCCCCACCCGCAGCAUCAAGCCCCAUCCCAUCCUAAUUCACGUACGCACGGCAACACGACGAUUCCACUGCAUGCGCAGAGCCACCCACACCCCAGCCUGCGAGGUGCUUCCCAUUACUACGACCCACCGGGACUCGACACGAGCAAUCCCGUAGUGCAGAACUACCAGCCACCACCUCUGCGUCAGGUGCAAUUGCGUAUCGUAGACACGCCAGCCAGCAACCCCGACCUCUUCGUCAGGAAACAGCGACUUUUUCGACAGUCUGCUGUUGCAGGGCCGAACCCAGGGGCGCUUCUACGGGCUGCCAUCCCUGCAGGAACCCUCGACGGUCCUAACAUAUAUGAACGAUGCCUCCUUUCACUUCGUUCUAGAAUCCAGGCAGAACAGGCAUUCGCUCUAAACCACUUGGUCAAGAUCUCGUUCGAGCGGGGUGAUAAGUACAAGUUCUCGCAGUUCGGGGGGCUGGCCGAGGGGUUGACCGAGUUUGCCCUCGGUGUCGGGAACAUGUUCUACGACGUCGACUGGACAAUAAAUAAUGACCCCGACUCUGACGAGGGCGAAAUCGGAGAACUUGAUGGGAUCAACGGCUCGGCAGAUAUUCUCGAGAGAAUUGCCCAGCUCAAGCCCAAGGACGUGCAAGACAAUUUGCAGCCGGCGGAAUUCACUGACAAACUGACAUUGGUCAUCGAGGCAGUCCUAACCAUUCGAAAUAUGGUGAUGCUCCCUGACAAUGCGUGGUUUAUGGCCGACUACCCGCCUAUCAAAGAUCUUCUCUGUAUCCUUCUACACCUCCCACCCCUGGAGCUUGUUGUGGAACUUAAGCACUUCGCUCUCGACAUAGCAGAGCAAAUCACCCCAUAUCUGGUUCUAGACUCAGAAGAUCCCCUUUACAAGACGCUGCUCGCACAGCUCGUAUCGUCGGACCGCGGAAUCAUCCUCACGGCACUCCGAGCCAUUGGCCGUAUCGCCAUGAACCAUCCUACACAGACCAAUAAGCUGGGCGGUGUGCCUUCCUCUACCCUGCAGCGUCUGAUGGAUUGGCUUCUGCUAAACGACGAUGAACUUCUCGACGCCUGCCUCGAUUUCCUGUACCAGUACACGGCGGUCAUUCCCAACCUUGAUCUCAUGCUCGCGGAAACCAAUGUCGAGCAUUUGGUGGUCCAUCUGGUCAGGCUACUCUCGCACGGUGCUAAGCGCUCUUAUCGAGAGAUCGUCGUGAGCGAGGCGCGGCUUGCUUAUGAACAACCUUCUGAGAAUGUCGUCCCAUGCCCCAAGGAUUUAUUGGAGCGCCUCCUUGCCACGGAGGAACCCGAGCGGUGCUACGCGUGGCUCCGGUGCUUCUUUGAGGAGGACCCUGAUGCGCAAAUCACCCAGAUUGCCAUCUGGCAGGCCUACAACUCCGCGUUCCUCGAACCUCUGAAGCGUAUGGGUCGCAUCAUGAUUCCUGCUCCAGAAUUCAUCCGGCACAUCAGCACUGUUUAUCAGAGCGCAGGUGCCCAGGUAAUCCGCGAAGGCCCCAUGGGAGAGGUUCAGAAGUUCAUUAUGAGAGGCAUCCGACCAAGGUCGUACCCCAUCACUCCAGAGGGUCGCGGCUACUUUCAGUGUCAGUGGCAGCACGCGGGUAGGCCGCAGGUUAAGUGCCUAGCGUGGAACCUCACCGCCGAGAGGAUGUAUGAGCACAUACUCAUCGACCAUUUGAAGGUAGUCCGCGGCGAAGACGGCUUAUUCAAGAACCGAGAAGGGACUUUCACUUGCGUCUGGGACAGUUGCACCAAAUACCCCCAGCCAACGAAGCUGCAGCUCGUGCAGUUCACGUCGCACAUCAAGACACAUUUGAGGGCAGAAGAGGAACGACACUCUGUGCGGCAUCAUCAACAGCAACAACAGACACAGCAGCAGCCACAGCAGCAGCAGCCUGGCGAGCCGGCACAAGGCGGCGUCGCCGCCGUAUCCCCCAAGCGGCCGUCAGCUUCUAGGCAGCCCCGCGUGGUGAAGCCGGCCAGGACAGUCACCCUCCCCUACGAAGAGACGGCCAGCAUGCGCGACGAGCGGAAUCCCAACGCGCCCCCACAGGCCGCAGGCAUCCCGCUCUCAGCCGUCCUGAUCUUGAGGAACAUCGCCAGGAAUGUGGUCAAAACUGCUGCCGAGCAGAGGUUAUGUAAGGAAGAAGCCGCUGCCGGUGCUAUUGCGAAUGGCGAGGGUGAAGAUGAAGGGGUCCGUGGCGAUGAGCACAGUAGCGGCGGGUGGAACGAGAGGCUUUUCAGGCCCGUCAUGCCCAGGCUCUGGGAGAUCUUCACUGAAAAUCGGCUGCUUGCACCGUAUGUGGGGAGUCUGUUUCAAUUGCUUGGAAGGGACAAGGAUCGUAAUGCAUGGGGCUCCGUCUGGGGGUGA
This is a messenger RNA of Canariomyces notabilis, 3021 nucleotides long. RefSeq lists its product as uncharacterized. Gene Ontology annotation, molecular function: DNA binding. The record is from RefSeq and is a predicted model, not a curated record. The coding region runs from base 1 to 3021 and encodes 1006 amino acids. NCBI's taxonomy places the organism in Eukaryota, Fungi, Ascomycota, Sordariomycetes, Sordariales, Chaetomiaceae. The transcript is spliced from 2 exons. Gene Ontology annotation, biological process: regulation of DNA-templated transcription.